UAUGAACUCGUGACCACACGAACCUGGUUGGACCCAAAAUUGAGUUAUUAAUACCAACAGAAUUUGAAGAUUGCAUCUUACGAUUUCAAUUUUCAAAGAUGAAAAUGGUUCUAAUUUACUCUUCUUGUUCAAUUCAACACUAUUAUUAUACUCUCUAACGAACAACUCAUUCAUGCUUCCUCUGUUCUUCAACUGUUUCGCGCCAUACAGUGGCAGGAGAUAAAGAUUGUACUGUGGCUGAAGCUAGUGCUGGUCUGGUGGUGUUUAGAGUUGGGAACUGUCAUGGCGCCGACCUGUGUUCAGUUGGGAAGAGCAGACUUAUGCAGAAUUGCUGGAACUGUUGACUGGUAUUUACCCAAACAGAGGGGCUAAGGAUUCGUUGAUCUGAAAGUGUGAUGCGGUUGGAUGACACACUGUCAGGAGUCAGGACGGGAUACUUUCUGCAGCAGCAGUCUUUCCAAAAUACAGCAAUUGACCAUGAUCUUAGCAAGGCUUUGAGGUAAAUCUGGAGUAGUGGUGUUCCAUCGAAGAUCGACCUUGUGCGAAGGCUGCUUAUUGACAGAUUACCUACAAGGAUCACUCUGGUGCGAAGAGGUUUGCUAGAUUAAACGAGGAAAAGCAGUUCUGUUUUUUGUUUUCGACAUGACAAAACCUCACAGCACCUAUUUUUUGAGUGUUCCUUAUCUUGUAGGGCGUGUUCAACAGUCACCUUAAUGCACUUUAUGUAUUCAGAGCGAUGAUAAGAAAAAGCUGAAGAAAAAACGUUUCUUAAUUUGGCACUACGAUUUGGUGCAUAUGGGUGAGGCGAAAUAAGAUUAUUUUCAAAAGAGGAGUGGCAGAUGUUCUAGAAUUAUUGAAUCAUAUUAUAAUGGUGUCUUUGAGUUGGGUGGUUGCUCACAGUGCAGGAAGAGCAUCAAGAAGCUGAUUUGAAAUUUAGAGAGAGAGAGAGAGAGAUAGAUUUGAAAGCUGAAAAUGACAAUCGGAGCUCUUGCACCUGAUGCUCUUGUAGCUAAUGCAAACCCAAGGAAGAAAAAGGAAGUUGUUGAUGAAAAUGCACCUUUGUUACCUAUGUGUCAAGAAACAGAUGCUGAGUUUCAUGAAUUCAAUGGAGCUUCAUUUCCUGGGGCUGUUUUCAAUUUGUCCACCACAGUUAUUGGUGCUGGGAUCAUGGGCUUGCCCGCUUGCGUCAAAAAGUUGGGAAUGGUACCUGGUCUUCUUGCCAUAAUCCUAACAGCAUUAUUGACAGAGAAGGCAAUUGAGUUCAUGAUCAGGUUUUCGAGAGCAGGGAAUCUUUCUUCCUAUGGAAGUCUUAUGGGAGAUACCUUUGGGAAAUACGGAAAAGCACUGGUAGAGAUAUGUGUUAUAAUCACUAACGUUGGUAUUCUGAUUGUUUACAUGAUCAUUAUUGGUGAUGUGAUUUCUGGAACGACUUCAGGUGGAAUUCACCAUCCUGGUAUCCUUGAAGGAUGGUUUGGUGUCCAUUGGUGGACUGGGCGCACAUUUGUUGUUGUUUUUACAACACUUGCUGUGUUUGGACCUUUGGUCAGCUUAAAGCGAAUUGAUUCAUUGAGAUUCACAUCUGCAUUAUCAAUUGGAUUAGCAGUUCUUUUUCUCGUCAUUGCUGGGGGGAUCUCAAUUAUCAAGAUUAUUAGUGGACGCAUUGGGAUGCCCAGACUCUUCCCUGUCAUUACUGAUGUAGAUUCUGUUUUUGAUCUAUUCACUGUAUUUCCUGUGCUGAUGACAGCUUAUAUCUGUCACUACAAUGUUCAUAACAUUGAUAAUGAACUGGAGGAUUCCUCACGGAUGCGUGGGGUUGUGCGUACUUCCCUUACUCUAUGCUCUUCAGUAUAUGUACUGACAAGCUUCUUUGGGUUCCUUCUAUUUGGUGAAGGAACUCUUGAUGAUGUGCUUGCCAAUUUUGAUACUGAUUUUGGAAUUCCUUUUGGUUCUGCUCUUAAUGAUGCUGUUCGUUUUAGCUAUGUUGCGCAUCUUGUGCUUGUAUUUCCUGUAGUUUUCUAUGCAUUGAGGGUCAACAUAGAUGGUCUCAUAUUUUCCUCUUCGAGAAGGCCUUUGGUUGUUGAUAACUUCAGAUUUGCAUCAAUUACUAUUGCCCUUGUUGGCACUAUCUUCCUCGGGGCAAAUUUCAUACCUAGCAUUUGGGUUAUUUUCCAGUUCUCUGGAGCAACAGGUGCUGUUUGUAUAGCAUUCAUAUUUCCAGCUGCAAUCACUUUGAGGGAUCGAUACAACAUAGCAACUAAAAAAGACAAGAUUAUGUCUGUCCUUAUGAUAGUGAUGGCGGUUUUUUCAAAUGCUGUGGCUAUAUACAGUGAUGUUUCUGCUUUGAUCAACAAGAAGGAAACUUAAUGUGAGCGAUUCCUUGAUUUGAUAGCUCACAGUACAAGUAUUUCCAUACUUUCAGAUGAAAGGAACAUAAUUUCUGAUGGUUGUAUAAAAUUAUUUUUUUGUGAGGGUCUGAUAGGUUGAUUAAUAUAAACAAAGCUACCAUAUGUGCAUAUAUUCUUCAAAACUGUGUGAUGGCCUGCAACAUGUUCAACGUUGGUUAUAACAGAGUAGAGUUAUAACAUCACAAAUCCGAAGCUGUAUACGGACAUGGUAUGAAAACAAACUCAACCCAACUGUCGACAUGAUUAAAAAAUAAAUGAAAAACACAAUGCUAUAUUUAUCCGACUCCGACUACAUAUUUGUUGCCAAAAUAUCAUAUUUCUUUUGUAACAUGCAAAAGCAUCCCAGAAUAUAGGAUGCAUGUUACUAAAGGGAUGUGCCGGUGGUUGUGAAAGAAUGGUCAAGUUCAAGCAGUUUUGGACAAGACAAAUAAAUUGAAUUAUGGAUUUGAACAUGUGUGGCUUGUUAAUAGAUUGUUUUCUAAAUUUUCCUUGUAAUUGAACUGUUGAUGCACUUCAUAGUAUGGCACAAUUAUAUAUGUUUUCGUUGAUUGGUUGUAAGAAGAGGUUGAAAAGAGAGAAAUAUGUGAAAAUGUAGUAGUUUUGACAUAAAGUGUGGUAUAAGAGAAAGAGGAGAGAAGAAAUAGAAGUGAAUCGAAAGUGAGAAGAGAGUUCACAAAAA
Medicago truncatula (barrel medic) is the source of this 3084-nucleotide messenger RNA. Its product is annotated as amino acid transporter AVT6B. Gene Ontology annotation, cellular component: membrane. Bases 973 to 2364 code for a protein of 463 amino acids. The record is from RefSeq and is a predicted model, not a curated record. NCBI's taxonomy places the organism in Eukaryota, Viridiplantae, Streptophyta, Magnoliopsida, Fabales, Fabaceae. Gene Ontology annotation, biological process: amino acid transmembrane transport. Gene Ontology annotation, molecular function: L-amino acid transmembrane transporter activity. The transcript is spliced from 7 exons.